GAAAUAUGAAGAAAAAUAGGAAUUUUAUCAAACGCUUCAAUCAAUCAACGACCCAGAGAGUACUGAUCAGAUCUAGGCCCUUUGCUUUCUUUCCUUUUCAUACGCCAUUAACCCCUCUCCCUCUCCCUCUCUACUUAGCUACAUUAUCACUCAACUUCUACGGAUCUUCACGCUCUUUGCUCUCUCCUACCAGCCCAACUCACAGAGAUGCGAAUACUUCUUCUUUCAGGUGAAUUGGAAUAGUAUUAUUUAAUUAUUUUGAUGAAGAGCUGGCAAUGAAACAGCAUUCGGAAUUUCAAAUCGUGAAGGGAGGCGAAUUGGAUAUCAUCCUUGCUUGAAUAUUGAGUAAGCCAGGCUCAUUACUGUGGAAAAGAGUGCAAAGAUUUUGGUGUGCGGUCCUCCAGUGAAUAGCUUGUUAUGGCAUCAGUGCAGAACCGGUUUCUGCAGCCACAGCAACCUCCAUCGCCUCGGCGCAAACGAUGGGCAGGUUGUUUGGGUGGACUGUCUUGCUUCAGGACACAAAAAGGUGGAAAGCGUAUUGUUCCUGCAUCACGCAUCCCUGAUGCCAAUGCUAUAUCAAAUCAGCCAAAUGGGCCUCAAGGUGGUGGAUUGCCCAAUCAGGCUACUGGCGUUGCUUUGUCUCUUUUAGCUCCACCAUCCUCACCGGCAUCGUUCUCAAAUUCUGGACUCCCAUCAACAGCUCAGUCGCCCAACUGCUUCUUGUCUGCCAAUUCACCUGGAGGUCCUUCAUCUACUAUGUUUGUCACUGGUCCAUAUGCUCACGAGACUCAACUGGUCUCUCCUCCCGUAUUCUCGACUUUCACAACUGAGCCAUCUACAGCUCCUUUAACUCCUCCGCCAGAGCUGGCACAUUUGACAACCCCAUCUUCACCAGAUGUGCCUUACGCACAUUUCCUUUCAUCAUCUGCGAAAUUCAAAACCACUGAUAAGAACGGCUACCCUGCUGCAAAUGAUCUUCAAUCAACAUACUUACUCUAUCCGGGAAGUCCUGCAAGUACGCUGAGAUCACCAAUUUCAAGGACAUCCGGUGAUUGCUUAUCGUCAUCCUUUAAUGAAAGGGAGUUCCCCUCUCAGUGGGAUCCCUCUAUUCCUUCAGAAGGGUCUCCGUAUGCAAAGUCCGACUCAGGCAUGUUUCUUGGUGCCCAGGCUGCUGGAGCCUCCAAGUCACGUCAAGAUUCCAAUUUCUUCUGCCCAGAGACGUUUGCUCAGUUCUACCUUGACCAUUCAUCCUUUUCUAAUUCUGGUGGUAGGCUAAGUAUUUCCAAGGAAUCUGAUGCUUAUUCAAAUGGUGGAAAUGGAUACCAGAAUCGUCAGAACAAAACUUGCAAACCAGAUGCUGAGGAACUUGAAGCUUACAGAGCAUCUUUUGGGUUCAGUGCAGAUGAAAUCAUCACCACAACUAAUUAUGUUGAGAUCUCCGAUGUGUUAGACGACUCUUUUAGCAUAACACCUUUUGCUUCCAACAAGCCUACUGAGGAGGAACGUAUUACGACUCCACCCAGAAAAGAGGUAUUUGAAACCGAGAAGAAGGAAGAACAUUUUCCUUGCCCACAGCUCAGUAAAGUACGACUGAAUCGUUCAAGUAGCGUGCAUAUUGGGGUUCCAGCUUCAUAUAAUCAUGUUGAAGAUCAAGUCCCACAGAGGCGGUUAGGGGAUACUGGACGAAGCUUCCACAGUAACCACACUCUGAGUGACGGCGACAGCAUAUUCUCUAAGAUGGGUGCUUCCAGAAUUGGGCGUAAGUAUCAUUUUGGUGCAUCAAACUCUGAUGCAGAGAUUGAGUACAGGAGAGUGUCAAGCUUGAGAGAAGGGCGCUACCGGAGAGUAAGUUAAGGUUAGGUUACUCUGCCUUGCCUUCCGUGGCACGAGCAGCUGUGAGGAACUUUUGUUGGGUGUUCCUCAAACGUGCGUCGCGUCUGUCGUGUAAUGUGCCUCCUAGAGAGGCUAUGUUUCACAUGAAAAUGCUGGGAAUGGAUCACCUGAGGAUUAGUUUGGAGCUAAGUGGAAGAUGAGACUGUUUUUUUGUAUGUAAAUCAGUAAAUGUUUAAACUUGUGCAUGGUUGUAAAAUGGUAGUAGUGGCUUUAAAUAUAAUUGUGUAAUAUGUAGUGCCCACUCAACAUUUUGGGAUCAUGUCUGAUUAGGUCAGCUCCUCUUGAUUGUACAAAUCUUUAUUCACUGCUAUACAGUUUAGUAUCUACUCAUUUCAGCC
This is a messenger RNA of Salvia miltiorrhiza (redroot sage), 2231 nucleotides long. RefSeq lists its product as uncharacterized. The transcript is spliced from 5 exons. Bases 418 to 1854 code for a protein of 478 amino acids. The record is from RefSeq and is a predicted model, not a curated record. NCBI's taxonomy places the organism in Eukaryota, Viridiplantae, Streptophyta, Magnoliopsida, Lamiales, Lamiaceae.